Xyrauchen texanus (razorback sucker) is the source of this 6812-nucleotide messenger RNA. It is a transcript of the gene naglu, whose product is annotated as N-acetylglucosaminidase, alpha. The record is from RefSeq and is a predicted model, not a curated record. Bases 81 to 2339 code for a protein of 752 amino acids. The transcript has 7 exons. Lineage: Eukaryota; Metazoa; Chordata; Actinopteri; Cypriniformes; Catostomidae.
GACAAUCAACAGUAGAAAAGUUUCGAGUUUUGAAACCCUACAUCUGUAGCGCCGAUGCUUCUGACGUCACAGGACUCAAAAUGAUACAUUGUAUCCGAAGCGCGUUCUUCGCUCUUUUACUUGUUACAAUGUUGCAGAUUGUCUGCAGUGACUUUCACACUCUGGCACAUCUGAGAGCGAAAGCCAGCGAUAAAACUCAGUCCAGAGCUGUGGUGGAUCUGCUCAAACGACUGCUGGGAAACAGAUCUCGGGAUUUUAUCGUGUCAGUCAACAGGACUUUGUCAAAUGACAGUUUAGAUGUGUGCGAGCUGCAAUCCGCAAAAAAUAAUAAGAUCUUGGCAGUGGGCAACACGGGGGUGGCAGUGGCCACCGGUAUAUACAACUAUCUGAAAUACUUCUGCAACUGUCAUGUGUCCUGGUCCGGAGAUCAGUUAAACCUCCCCCGACCUCUGCCCCCUCUCACCGGCGUCUUGCGAAUCAACACACCGCACAGGUUCAGGUACUAUCAGAAUGUGUGCACUCAGAGUUACACCACUGUAUGGUGGGACUGGCAGAGAUGGCAAAGAGAAAUCGAUUGGAUGGCACUGAAUGGCAUAAACCUGCCUCUGGCAUUCACUGGGCAGGAGGCGCUAUGGCAAGAGGUGUAUUUGUGUCUUGGUCUUAACCAGACUGAGAUCGAUCGCUUCUUCACAGGUCCAGGUUUUCUAGCUUGGAACCGUAUGGGAAACCUCUUUCAGUGGGGUGGACCACUUCCCCAGUCUUGGCAUGUUAAACAGCUCUAUUUGCAGUUUAAAAUCUUGGACAGAAUGAGAGCUUUUGGGAUGAUACCUGUAUUGCCCGCUUUCUCGGGAAUUGUACCUGAAGGUAUUACCAGGUUGUUUCCCAAAGCAAACGUGACUAAGCUGAGCCCUUGGAGCCAUUUUAACUGCACAUACUCCUGCGCUUAUGUGCUGGACCCACGAGACCCGCUCUUCCAGCGAAUCGGAGCACUCUUCCUGUCCCAGGUCAUCAAGGAGUUUGGAACAGACCACAUUUACAACACAGACACUUUCAAUGAGAUGAUCCCUGCCUCCUCUGACCCCACAUACUUGGCGUCUAUUAGUCGUGCUGUUUUCAGUACUAUGACUUCAGUGGAUUCUGAAGCAAUCUGGCUGAUGCAGGGUUGGCUCUUCAUCAGUGACCCUUUAUUCUGGAGACCGGACCAGGUCAAGGCUUUGUUACACGGUGUCCCCCUGGGGCGAAUGAUUGUCCUGGAUCUCUUCGCUGAAUCCAUGCCUGUUUACUCUUCCACUAACUCCUUCUACGGCCAGCCUUUUAUUUGGUGCAUGCUGCAAAAUUUUGGGGGGAAUAGUGGUCUGUUUGGAACUGUGGAUCGUAUUAACUCUGGCCCUUUUGACGCCCUCCGAUUCCCCAAUUCCACCCUGGUCGGGUUGGGUUUGACUCCUGAGGGCAUCGAACAAAACCCGGUAGUUUAUGAGCUCAUGAGUGAGCUGGCCUGGCAAAAAGAACCCGUCAACCUUUUCAAGUGGGUGUCGCUGUAUGCCUUGCGUCGCUACGGUAGCCUGGACGAGAACCUGGUGUUGGCGUGGCGACUUCUGUUUCAUAGCGUGUACAACUGCACUCUUCCACAAUAUAAGAACCACAACCGGAGUCCUCUGGUACAUCGGCCGUCGCUGCAUAUGCAAACGGACAUUUGGUAUGAACCAGCUGACUUCUACAAUGCAUGGAAGCUGCUUUUUGAGGCCGCGCCAAGACUAGUCACUAUGGAAACCUUCCGAUAUGAUCUUGUGGAUGUGACGAGACAAGCCCUUCAGCUUCUUACGACAGAAUUCUACAAGGAAAUAAGAGACGCAUUCCAGGCCCAAAAGCUUCCCGAGCUCCUGACCGCUGGUGGUGUUCUUGUCUAUGAUCUAUUACCUGAAUUGGACCGUCUCCUAUCCAGCAAUGAGCACUUCCUGUUGGGGGUGUGGCUUGAGCAGGCACAGUCUCAGGCUAUGGACGAACACGAGGCGCUGCUGUAUGAUAUGAACGCUCGAAAUCAGGUCACACUUUGGGGGCCCGACGGCAACAUCCUGGACUACGCCAGCAAAGAGUGGGGCGGUCUUGUGGAAGACUAUUAUUUACAGCGUUGGGGUUUGUUUGUUAAUACGCUAGUGGAAUGUCUGGACAGAGGAAGACCCUUCAAACAGGACGUCUUCAACCAAGUUGUGUUUCAAGUCGAGAAAGGGUUUGUGUACAACCAGAGAAAAUAUCCAUCCAAGCCACUAGGGGACACAUAUGACAUUGUACGACGGAUCUUCCUCAAAUACUACCCGUAUGCCCUGAAAAGGUUAAAGUGAAGUGAAGUGAAGUGAAAUCUUGCACAAAGCAUUCAGGAAUCAAAGUACAAAUAUGAUGGGCAGCAACAGCCCCCCAUUUUUUUCCCCCUCUCCCUUUUCUUCAUAAAGAUGAGCAGCUAUUCAUGCGGUGAAGGUCUGUCCAGGAAAUGAAGGACACAAUGUUUUCCUUCAUGUCCAUGACUGCUUUGAAAGACUUUUUAUGACCUUCUAAGAAAUAUUCAAUGUCUUGUAGACUUGAGACAUUUCUGAAUGUGUUAUUUAUCAGGAAAUAAUGUUUACUGUAGCUCAUGCUGAUUAGUGCUCUCACGAAAGUAUGUUUUGUGUUAAAGCAUUAAGGAAGUCUUUAAGCAUGGUGCCACUAAGUGUGUCUGCAGCACAGCUACCGUUUAAUUUUUUUAUGCACAAAACAUACUCUACAAAAUUGUACACAUUGUUGCGUUCCGAAAUGUGUCAUAACAAUUCAUAACGUUAUGCAAGUACUUGUCACAUCCUCAGCUUUGCCACAAGGGGUGCUAUACAGGGCAUUAGUGUAAACUGUUUUUCAACUGCCAUUUUUUUUUUUUUUUUUCAGGUCAAGCAGUGUCACGGUUGAGUUAAAGAGUAAGUUAAACUGUUGACAUGUUUAUAGCUAGCUACCUGAAUGAUAACAUAUCAUUACCUUCAUGACAUUUGAAGGUAAUUACCGGCCCUUUAAUACUAAGGUUGGGAGGGUUAAUUUUGAAAUGUAUUCCACUACAGAUUACAGAAUACAUGCUGUAAAAUGUAAUUUGUAACGUAUUUAGUUAGAUUACUCAAGGUCAGUAACUUAUUCUAAAUACUUUGGAUUACUUUUUCAGCACUGGUAGAUUUUUUUUCACUUGUUUUGACUAUAAAAACUCUGCCAGUACAGUAAGACAAAAUACACAUUAAAAAUACAUUCUCUGAAAAACAUAAAUAUAUUAUGCUGUGUUGUUUCUAAAUCAAGAUUAAUCUAAUUGAUCUUGUUUUAAGGGUUUUUAGGUAUUUUUAUCGGAAAACAAUACAACAAUUAUUAUCAAGAAUACCCUAAUAUCAAAGAUAUUACUAGAAAAAAAGAAAUUAUGAUCCAAUGUGAAUUUUCUUGAUAUAAUAAAUAUGAUCGUGUCUGGUAGCAUGUGCAUGUAAAAUGGCUAUAAAUAGCAUUUUAGCUUAGCGUAACGCUGACAAUUUACACAAGGUUUAUUUCUAUUUCUUCUGCUCCAAACUUACUUCAAACGUACUUCUCUGUCUGCUCGUAUGAAUGUAACACAUCAUUAGAAAGUGUUUCACCGCUGUUCAAAUGCACUUUGAAUCACAUCAGUUAUAUGUAUAAAUGUUUUCCAUCUGAAAGGACUAAAUAUGAAAUUAAACAAAUGACAAUAAAAGGCAAAGUAAUCUCUUCAGUAAUCAAAUAACCUUUGAAUGUAACUGUAUUCUAAUUACAAUGAUUUAAAUUGUAACUGUAGUGGAAUACAGUUACUUAUAUUUUGUAUUUUAAAUUCAUAAUCCCGUUACAUGUAUUACGUUACUGCCAUAGUAACGCAACUAUACACGUUUAGUAUUUACAAUGAGUCGGCACUUCACCUCUGUGUUUGCGUUCUUGUGUAAAGUAUAUCUUUGGCUGUAGUUUUACCACUGUGCAAGUAAAGGACAUUUUACUGCAGGAUUUUCUAGUGCUGAUUCCAGGUUUUAUAUAUACUGAUUCUAUUGGGCCACCUCUAAAAAGUGAAUUUUAGUAAAAAAAUAUCUAUAGACACUAAAUCAAGACUUACUUUGUAGUUUUAAACGAAAUGGCCAUUCCCUCUGUCUUGGCCUGCCAGACAAAAUACAGCAACACACUGUAAAAAAAAAAAAAGUCUGUAAUUUUAACGGUAAAAGACUGUAAAAAGUGAUUAAAGAGUAUUAAUUGUAAAAAAUACAGUACAUUUUAAAAGACAAUAAAAUAGUUUUUCCAAUAAAAUGUUGUAAAAAUGUGAAAAUGUUAGAUGUAAAAAGUAUGAUUUUCCUGUAUAACUACUGGGAAACAUUUACAUUGUUUAACAAGAGAGUACAUGUAAUUUUUUCAGUAAAUUGUUGUUUAAAUUACAGUAAAAAACAAUAAUUGGGCAUUCCCAGAAUUCCCAUCAGAUUUAAUUAUAUUUUAUGGAAAUUGUUGUGUUUUCUUCUUAUUUUUAAAAUCAGUUUCAUACAUUGGGGUUUUCUGUGUUAUAUGUAAUGUAGUUUAUUAAGUUAAUUUUUACGGCAUAAUUUACAUUUCACACGUUUAGUGUUUGUGUGUCUCCACAUGUUUAUUGGUCAUUGCUCCUGGAAGGGCCACUAUUGAUGAACUUCAUAUCAUCAUCUGCUCUUCUGUUAUUUUUAUGGUGAUUAACAAAUACCUUAUAAAGCAGAUUUUUACAGUUUCAGGUUUAUGAUUUUUUUUUUCUUUUAUUGUGAAUUUUACAGAUUUGUUUCUACAGUGCCAUUGUGGUCAUGUAAAUUACAACAGUCUUAAUCUGUAAAAUGUACAGGUUGUUCUGUAAAGUUGUUUACAUUUUUACUGUAUUUUUUACCUAAUUAUUUUUAUUUGCAGGAUUUUUUUUACAGUGCACUUAUUAAAGCAAUUGUUUUUUGUUUUCAAAUUGGAUGAACAAAUAUAUUUGAAGUGAGCUUCUGAAAAAAGAGGUUUAGAUUGAACUAAGCAAAAUACAGUACAGAUAAUAAUCAGUAACUUCACAAACAUGCCAAAAAGAUUUGGUCGAAAUAAAAAAAACAACAUCUUGUCGAUUUAUACUAUUUUUAUCUUUGUUAUGAAAUUUGCAAAUCUGAAUAAAGUGCAGGUUGUCACCUCUUAAAGGAAUAUUUUGGGUUCAAUACAAGCAAGCUCAAUCGCCUGAAUUUUUUGGAAUAAAAUUUGAUUAUCCAAAAAUAAAAAAGGAAUUUCGACUUUUUUCUUUUCUUUCACUUCCAUUGUAAGUGUCACUGUAACUCAGAUUUUUGCUUUUUUGAAAGAAUAGGAGGGAUAAGUCGAUAUUAUUUUAUGUGGUAAUCAACAUUAUUACACAAAUGCUGUCGAAUGAUCUUAACUUGCAUUAAACCCGGAAUAUUUAAUUAAAUUUAAUUGAUCAAUUGUCACACAUUAUACAUACAUUUCUGCAUAUACAUGGUGAAAUUAUUAUUUUUCACAUAUCCCAGCUAAGCUAAGCUGGGGUCAGAGCGCAGCCAUGAUACGGCGCCCCUGGAGCAGAUAGGUUCAAGGGCCCAACAGUGGUGUCUUGGUGGUGUUGGGGCUUGAACCCCUGACCUUCUGAUCAGUAACCCAGAGCCUUAACAGCGCAUUCCUUUGAAUCAAAUAUUUUUUUCAGCGUACAAUUCUUUGACGGCAAUAUUUGGAUAAUUGACCCACGGUAAACAGUGUCCAGUCUUGUAUGUGCAAAAUUGUUGUGAUUUUGUAAAGCAGAAAAUGGUACAAUUUUAACCAUAUUUUAAAAACUCUCCCAAUCUGAUGCUAGAAAUAUAUUUUCGGAGUUAAACAUUCCUAAUACUGUUUCGUUGUAGAUGAUCAAUCUUAUUUAAACAGAGGAUCAGUAUUCAACAUGUCAUUGUUUGUUGAUUCUACAUUUAGCUCUUUGUUAACCAACAUAGAGAAAUAUAUUAGAAACGGCUGAAAAUGAAAAGCUAUUUUUGUAUUUUGUCAAAUAAAAUCCAGACUUUUCAUACUACUUUUGCUUUUACUUUUCAAAAGUCUUUGCAUACACGUAAACAGCCUUCAGGAUUCAGAGUACAGGAGCAAUUUUGAGCAUGUCUGCUUUGUGAUACUUUUAGGGACCUUGAUGGAGAAGGCUUUGCAAGUGGAGCAUGAAUGUGUGUAUUUAUAUAAACUAGAAGACCACAUAUUAUAUGCUGUUUUAUUAGUGCUGUUUGACAGACCGCUCAAGACAUUGAGUUCAUAACAAGCUGAGUGGGUGAAUAGACUCUUUACAGCUGUGAUGGUCUCUCAUUUAUACAUGACGACACCGAAGUCUUCAAAGUUUUGUUGAGUAGGUUGUUCUUAAUGGAAGUGACUCAUCCUCUUUUUUUCAAAGUUAAAAGAUUUCUUUAAGAUGAAGUUGGGACUUGUAGCAUGUGUGAACUAUUGUGGAAGUGUACAAAAGAUUUCUGUGAAUGUUUCUGAUCCCAAGGAGAUCUUGAGCUGAAAAGAGUUUUUCCACUGAUAAUAAACAUUAUGGUUUUAUACAAUACAUUGCGUAAGAUACAGACAAAUGUACCAUACACAGAACAUACAUGUUUUAUAUUUUGCACUAGAUAUAAGAAUAUCUUCAUCAUGGAUCCAAGACUAGUGAAAAUGCUUCAGUUUUGCAAAACAAAAGCUAAACAAAAAAUGUCAACCUUGAAAUAUACAGAUUAGGUGUCAAAGCGAGCUUGUUGUUCUGAGUUUCUUAAUUUUUCCUGAGCGUCUCUCCUGGUCUGUAUAGUCUUCAGGGGAACAUUUGGGAA